AUGAUAACAUGCGGUUACAAAAAUGGCGACCCGGCAGCCCGGAUGACGACAGUCGGGUCUGGCAGUGUGUGUCGCUUCAGUACCCAAAAGGGCCUUUGGGACAUAUGUCAGAGUGCCGGCUACUCCAGAUGUACCUCUCCCUGGCGAUGUCGUGAUCAGCAUGAGUGCGCAGGUGGCUGCGCGAAGACAGAGAACCCCAAGUUCAGAAUGACAUCCUGGUCCUACAAACCCAUAACGCUUGGCAAGUAA
Molecule: messenger RNA, 249 nt
Organism: Fusarium verticillioides 7600
Lineage: Eukaryota; Fungi; Ascomycota; Sordariomycetes; Hypocreales; Nectriaceae
Exons: 1
Coding region: 1-249 (82 amino acids)
Source: RefSeq, a predicted model, not a curated record